Molecule: messenger RNA, 2839 nt
Organism: Phoenix dactylifera (date palm)
Lineage: Eukaryota; Viridiplantae; Streptophyta; Magnoliopsida; Arecales; Arecaceae
Product: peroxisomal fatty acid beta-oxidation multifunctional protein-like
Biological process (GO): fatty acid beta-oxidation
Cellular component (GO): peroxisome
Molecular function (GO): (3S)-3-hydroxyacyl-CoA dehydrogenase (NAD+) activity; NAD+ binding
Source: RefSeq, a predicted model, not a curated record
GUAUUGCGCGCGUCACACCGGCUGCGGCGGAGAAGAGGCGAUCUCUCUUGCAUUCUUGAUCGGUGGACGCUACGUUUCUAGUCGAAAACCGUAGCUUUGAUUCUUGGAGCUCGACGAGAUGGCGGGGAUUUGGGUCUCGAUGGAGGUCUGUGGAGACGGAGUUGCAGUCAUCACCAUCUCCAACCCUCCCGUCAAUGCGUUGCAUCCCAAAAUUAUUGCCGGAUUGAAGGAGAAGUACGCCGAAGCGAUGAACAGGGAUGACGUCAAGGCUGUUGUGUUGACUGGUUACAUGGGCAAGUUCUCUGGUGGUUUUGAUAUCAAUGUUUUCGCUGAAGUUCAUAAGACAGGAGAUCUGUCACGUCUACCAGAUGUAUCUGUUGAACUUGUGGUGAACACAGUUGAAGAUGCCAAAAAGCCUUCUGUUGCAGCCAUUCAAGGGCUUGCACUUGGUGGUGGUUUAGAGUUGGCAAUGGGUUGCCAUGCUCGAAUAUCUACCCCUGAAGCUCAACUUGGAUUGCCAGAAUUGACUCUUGGAAUUAUUCCUGGUUUUGGAGGUACCCAGCGGCUACCAAGGCUUGUCGGGCUGCCAAAGGCUAUAGAAAUGAUGUUGCUAUCAAAGUCAAUUCGUGCCAAGGAAGGGAAAGAAUAUGGCCUUAUUGAUGCCAUUGUUUCCCCUGAAGAGUUGAUGAAGAUAUCACGACUUUGGGCUUUAGAAAUUGCCGAACGACGCAAACCUUGGAUUAGCUCUCUUCGUCGAACUGACAGACUCAGUUCCCUUGCUGAAGCACGUGAGAUAUUGAAAGCUGCUAGGCAACAGGCUAAGAGGAUAGCUCCAAAUAUGCCACAGCACCAAGUAUGCCUUGAUGCAAUGGAGGAAGGCAUAGUUUUUGGAGGAUAUGCUGGUGUUCUGAAGGAAGCAAAGGUUUUUAAAGAGUUGGUGUUAUCAAGCACUGCAAAGGGGCUUGUUCAUGUCUUUUUUUCACAACGUGCAACUUCUAAGGUACCUAAUGUUACUGAUAUUGGAAUCACACCUAGGAACAUAAAAAAGGUUGCUGUUAUCGGUGGUGGUUUGAUGGGUUCUGGCAUAGCUACUGCCCUUAUACUAAGUGACAUAUCUGUCAUUCUCAAGGAAAUUGAUUCCAAGUUUCUGCAGAAGGGGCUGAAAACGAUAUCAGCCAAUCUUGAAGGGCUAGUGAAGAAAGGCUCAUUAACAAAGGAUAAGAUGAAUAAGGCCUUAUCGCUUCUUAAGGGUGCAUUAGAUUAUUCAGAGUUCAAGCAUGUUGAUAUGGUCAUAGAGGCUGUUAUUGAAAAUGUUUCAUUGAAACAGUCAAUAUUUGCCGAAAUUGAAAAGAUCUGUCCUCCGACCUGCAUUUUGGCAACCAACACAUCCACCAUUGAUCUGAAUAUUGUUGGAGAGAGAACACGAUCUCAAGAUCGUAUCCUGGGGGCACAUUUUUUCAGUCCAGCUCAUGUGAUGCCUCUCCUGGAAAUUGUUCGGACAGAGAAGACAUCUCCACAAGUAAUCUAUGAUCUCAUGACAGUCGGGAAGGCCAUAAAGAAAGUCCCUGUUGUAGUUGGAAACUGCACUGGCUUUGCAGUUAAUCGUACAUUCUUUCCUUACAAUCAAGCGGCAAAUUUGUUGGUUCAUCUUGGUGUUGAUGUGUUCAGAAUUGAUAGAGUGAUAAGCAAUUUUGGCAUGCCAAUGGGUCCUUUUCAGCUACAAGAUUUGGCUGGAUAUGGAGUGUAUUUUGCAGUUGGGAAAAUAUAUGCUUCUGCCUUCAAGGGUCGUACAUUUGAGUCCGAUCUGGUCGAAUUGUUGGUAGAAAAUGGGCGAAAUGGAAAGAGCAAUGGGAAGGGUUUCUACAUAUAUGAAAAGGGAAGCAAGCCAAAACCUGAUCCUAGCAUACAAGCUAUUGUUGAGGAAUCUAGAAGGCGUACUAACAUUAUGCCUGGUGGAAAGCCUAUAAUUUUGAGCGACCAAGAAAUUCUGGAGAUGAUUUUCUUUCCAGUCGUGAAUGAGGCAUGUAGGGUGAUGGAUGAAAGAAUUGUUGUUCGAGCAUCAGACCUUGACAUCGCAUCUGUCCUUGGAAUGGGUUUCCCUAGGUACAGGGGUGGCAUUGUGUUUUGGGCUGAUACUGUUGGAGCUGAUUACAUAAAUUCAAGGCUCAAAAAGUGGGCAGAAGUAUAUGGUGGAUUCUUUAAACCAUCAUCUUACUUGGAAGAAAGAGCCAGCAAAGGCCUACCCCUGAGCAUGCUCAGUCUGUCCCCAUCAGAAGCUUCAAGGUCACGCAUGUAAGCGGCUCUCCCAACAACCGGACAAGGUUUCAGGGCUUGGCUAUAGAUUCUGUUUUGGCUUGAAGGAUUCGAAUACAAUCAGCUCGAGCACCCUGAGAAGCACCAAAUAAUUCAACAUGUUUUACCUUGCUGUUUGUAGUAUUUGAUUUGCUAGCUGCCACAAAAGGUGUGAACAAUAAACCACUAUUCUACACCACCACACCCUCAUCCUGUUCCAAUAAUCAGUGGCACAGCAUAUCAUCACACGGGUGGACCAUUGAUGGCUGCUUGCCCCCUAGUAAUCGUACAUGAUGGAUGGGAUAAUAAUUUGAUCUGCUUGUUGUCUAGCUGUUUAUCAAAUGUAGUGAAUAAUGGCACAUGAUGUUGUUUUCAUUGCAUGAGCUUCGCAACCUUAAUGUGGCGUCUGGUAGCAGCAUAGCCAAAAUUUUAUUAAGGAAAGCUAUGCCAGGUACUUCUAGCUUUCCUAAGUUAUUGAUGCCUGGAUGGAAUAGGGUAAGUCACUGUUUGAUUAGUAUUUGGGAAUAAACUGAAAGAUUGAAAUAAA